Molecule: messenger RNA, 1227 nt
Organism: Plasmodium vivax (malaria parasite P. vivax)
Lineage: Eukaryota; Apicomplexa; Aconoidasida; Haemosporida; Plasmodiidae
Product: variable surface protein Vir7-like
Exons: 3
Coding region: 1-1227 (408 amino acids)
Source: RefSeq, a predicted model, not a curated record
AUGCCUGAAGAAACUAGUGAUACGUAUUAUAACUAUGAUGAUUACAUUCAUUUUAAAUCAAAAUUCGAAGAUCAGGACAGUGUUUCAAUUGAUAUUGAAAUUAUAAAAAGAAAUUCGGUUAUUGAUACUAUAAACGAACAUGUACGAGAUGCCCUUACACAUCAAUGCCAUAAACUAAAAGAAUUUUUAUUAUAUAUUGAUAGUAAUGAUAAAAAUAAUCUCACUAAGUGCUGUAGUUAUAUUAAUUACCAUCUUACUAAUAAAAUUCAAGGCUCUGUAUAUAAACAAAAAGAAGAUACAUUUGCACAUUUCAAGAAGUUUUUGCAGUAUGAUCCCGAACUUAAGAGUAAUGUAUGUACAUCCCAAAUGAAAUACUUGGACGAUGGAAUAUAUAAAAAAAUGAAGCUAUUGUAUAACCUUUAUGAUAGCUAUGAAGUUCUUAAUUAUAAAAUUGAUUCAAAAAAUGAUACACAUUUUUGCACAGAAUUUAAUGAUUUAUUUACAGAUUACAGUAAAAUUAUAGACGCAUAUAAAAUAUCUGAUAGUAAAUUUUUAUUUAUGGAGUUAAAAAAUAUUAAAUGUUUAAUUGAAAAGAAUAAAUUAAUGUCUAAAAGAAAUUGUGAAAAAAAGAUAUCAGAUUUAACCUUACCCAAAGAAGGGGACGGAGAUUUUCUGAAACCCUGCAAAGAAAUCGAUGAAGGAGAACAACCAAAAAAUAGAGUAUCAGAACAAGUAAUCACUGGAGUAUCAGGACAAGAAGGCACUGAACCAUUAGCACAACAUAAGACUGAUAGAGCUCCAGAAGAAAUAACUGGAGAAUUAGCAGAACAAGGAAAAAGACUUAUAGUAAAUGGAAGAGAAGAAUUAUCCUCUGAAAUGCAUCCCAGUUCAUCAGGUACUUAUCCAGAUGUAGGCUUUCAGGAAAUGAGAAGUAUGGAAGCUCCUCCAGAAGAUUCUCCCCCUACUGUAACAUCCAAAACUAUAGCUACUACUGCCUCAGUUGCAGCAAUAUUUGUUCCAUCUUAUCUGAUGUACAAAGUAAAUAUGAUCAUGAUUGAAAAAUUGAAUUUUACACCUACUAGGUCUUUAAUAAAUAAAUUACUAGGAAGGAAAACAAAUAUAGGAUACAAUAAUAUAAGAGAGUCAGAUUUAAUGGAUAAUUUUCCCCAUACUGAACAUUUUAAUUACGAGAGAAAUAAAUAUAAUAUAUCGUAUCGACCUGCAUAA